This is a messenger RNA of Drepanopeziza brunnea f. sp. 'multigermtubi' MB_m1, 582 nucleotides long. RefSeq lists its product as uncharacterized. The record is from RefSeq and is a predicted model, not a curated record. Lineage: Eukaryota; Fungi; Ascomycota; Leotiomycetes; Helotiales; Drepanopezizaceae.
AUGACUUUUAAGCAAGAGCUCGGCUCAUGGAUGUCGCCCAAAAUUCUCACUACCUCCCCAGUCCCAGAAAUCAACAGCAAAGCACCCUCCGACUCCAAGCUUCCCCUUCCGCCGUCAAACGGGAAGCCAACCAUCGUGACUUUUCUCCGGCAUUGCGGCUGUCCCUUCGCCGAAAAGACAUUCCUCUCCCUACGCUCCCUGGCCGCGGAAGACUCUUCAAAGAACUACAUUGCAGUAUCGCACUCCUCUUCCUCUGCAACCCAAAACUGGCUGUCGUCGCUCGAUGGCGCCGGCAAAGUCCAAGUCAUCGUCGACGACACGCGUGAACUGUAUGCAGCGUGGGGUCUGGGUGUGUCCAGCACCUGGCAUGUGUUGAAUCCCUGGAGUCUGUACUCGGUGUACACGCUGGGGAAGAAGGAGGGCAUUUGGAACAAGCCUACAGAGAGCGGCAGUCGCUGGCAGACGUCGGGGAGCUUCGCAGUCGACGGGCAAGGUAAGGUGAAGUGGGUGAAAGUCCCAAAGGCUGCCGAUGAGGUGCCAGAUUUCGGAGAGGCGACGGAGGAAGUUGGGGGUCAGGCUUAA